Molecule: messenger RNA, 693 nt
Organism: Scheffersomyces stipitis CBS 6054
Lineage: Eukaryota; Fungi; Ascomycota; Pichiomycetes; Serinales; Debaryomycetaceae
Exons: 1
Coding region: 1-693 (230 amino acids)
Biological process (GO): import into nucleus
Cellular component (GO): cytoplasm
Source: RefSeq, a predicted model, not a curated record
AUGGCAGGGGGAGCUUUUGUUCUUGGUUCCACAGGGAUGUGUGGUUUGCAAAUGCUCAAAGCUGUAGAAAAGUCGGCUUCCUUUGAUAAGGUUGUAACCAUUGGGCGCAGACCUCCCUCUUUGGAAAGUCCGAAAUUAAAAGCAAUUGUCGAGAAAGAUUCAGAGAAAUGGGGAGAGAUAGUUGAAAAGGAGGCCAAGGGCUUCAAAGUAUUAAUGUCUGGCCUUUCAACUACCAGAGGUGCUGCAGGCUCUGACGAAGGCUUCUACAACAUCGACUAUACACUUAAUUAUGCUGCAGCCAAGGCAGCCAAGAAUGCUGGUGUUGAGACCUACGUUUUGAUAUCUGGCUCAUUUGCAGACGCUAACUCAAGGUUUCUUUAUAUAAAAACUAAAGGGAAGCUUGAGGAUGAUGUCAGAGCACUCAAGUUUAAAAGAACCAUAAUUUUUAGACCAGGCUUAAUCCUUGGAGACAGAGAGAAAAAGAAGAGUGCUGGGGAAGAAUUUAUUGUCAGCAUCUUGAAGUAUACGUAUGGAAACUUCCUUUCCAACAUUACUAAUCCAAUCUACGCAAAACAUAUUGGAGAAAUUGCUACAACAUUGGCACUGGAGCCUAUCCCAGAAGAUCAGACCGAACCUACAGUUAGAAUCAUAGGAGCCAGAGAACUCAGUGCCUUAGGUAAGGCAUUACCAUAG